UUCAAACAAGCACAGAAACUACCUCAUUCACAACCCAAGCUGCGACCACGACCCAGGAUCCCACCCUAUGUCCUUACCUACACUUCACCAACGCUACAGUAAACACGCGCUUUAGGAUGGUGGGCACGGUGGCCAUUGUGACAUGUGUCCAGGGGUUCCUCUUCCCUGACUUCACUCUCGAGAAGACAUUAACUUGUGGGGCUAGUCGGCAGUGGGAGCCACCUGCAGUUGACUGCCAACGCUACUGCCCCCCUAUCGCCGCCGACCACACCAUACCCAGAGUGAACUACACCGAUCCUGGGGUCAGGGUUAGCUUCCAAUGUGAGAUCUACCAUACAUUUCCCAACGUCUCUCUAAGACAUGAUAUAACAUGUGGGUAUGACGGGACAUGGAAUGAUACGGUUCCUGCUUGUGCUGAAAUCACCAACUGCCCUGUCUUACCGAACAUCACCAACGCUGUUCCUGUCUCUGACAACACUUCCGUUGGUGUCACUGUUCAAUACCAAUGUCUGAAUAACAUGACAUUUGCUGAUGAUCGACCCACGCGAUCCACCUCUUGUGGCAGAGAUGGGAAAUGGCAUCCGAAACUGGUGGUUGGUUGCUCUGGGGAAUCGUUCAGGUUUGUGCCUCGAUCCAGGAAGCACGCCAUAGACCCUGUGGAGGCGCCCGGGGCCCCGGCUAUAGGAUCUUUGGGAAUUAUAUUCGUGGUGACUUUGCUCGUGGGGAUCGUCCUUUUGGAUACUACGACGCUAUUCAAACAAUUACGUUUGAUGAAACGAAACCUUAGUCGAUUUUUGAUUAAAAAGAGAUAAGCAAAACGAACCAUUUAAAACAGUGUUGGUUAAAAGCAUGUAGUUAUUGAGUAGGAAAAAAAUUUUUUGAAAAAAAGAAAAGAGAAUAUAAUCAGGUUUUGGCACUUGAAUGUUAACACCGGAUUCCCUUGUAUAAUGGCAUU
This is a messenger RNA of Lingula anatina, 955 nucleotides long. RefSeq lists its product as uncharacterized. Lineage: Eukaryota; Metazoa; Brachiopoda; Lingulata; Lingulida; Lingulidae. The record is from RefSeq and is a predicted model, not a curated record.